Pygocentrus nattereri (red-bellied piranha) is the source of this 11726-nucleotide messenger RNA. It is a transcript of the gene nsd1a, whose product is annotated as nuclear receptor binding SET domain protein 1a. The coding region runs from base 1692 to 8096 and encodes 2134 amino acids. Gene Ontology annotation, molecular function: histone H3K36 methyltransferase activity; protein binding. Gene Ontology annotation, biological process: regulation of DNA-templated transcription. Gene Ontology annotation, cellular component: chromatin; nucleus. Lineage: Eukaryota; Metazoa; Chordata; Actinopteri; Characiformes; Serrasalmidae. The record is from RefSeq and is a predicted model, not a curated record. The transcript is spliced from 25 exons.
GCGGUGAAAAAAAGUUUCUGUAAUGCUUUAACACAUUUUUUUGUAAGUGUAAAUGUGAGUUGGUAGCCUAGUAUAACCCAUAGUAUUCUGCUCCCCACAACACACCGUUCAGAGUCUGCAAUGUCAUGUUGGUUCAGUUUUGUUUUUCAACCAAAUGGACAAACUAGUGUUGUGAGCAAUUACACCCAGUCUGCUAAAAAAAAAACACACAAAAACAAAAAAAUAAACAAGUAUCACUCCAAUGCAAUGGUACUUGCAUGAAAAAAGCAUGGUUGAUUAGUGUGGUCAUGUCUUUGAGUUAAUCCCAGUGCAGCCUACACUCCUAACCUGAUUCAAGAACCAUGAUUUCUAUAUGGAACCAUUUCAUACCUAAACAGAACUUCGCAAUGCAAUGUGCGAUGGUUCUUGGGAUUUCUAGGGGUGUUGUUUAUGGUUCUAUAUAGCACCAAAAAGGGAUCUUCUGUUGAUACGAGCUUGACAUUAGAAAACAAUAGGACUCUUUCUGGUGCUAUAUAGUAUAAUUUACAGAAAGGUUGUGUGUAGAACCACAUACAACACGUUCUCCAUCAACCUGAAGAACCAUUUACGCAUGCGGAUAGUCACUUGAGCCUUCAUGGUUCUCUAUGUCUUUUACUAAAGAACCAUCCUUUUUUAAGAGUAAGAGCUGGGGAUGAUUCUGAAUCAAUACACAGGUGUUUACAUGCUGGUCUCAGAGGAGUUCCCUGUUAGUGCAAAGCCCUGAGAGGACUGAAUGAUUUCUACAAGCACUCCAGCAAGUCGUGUUGGGGCAAAUCUGUCCUCAACCAGCGGAAAGAUCCAAAAAGGUAAAUAUUAGCCAGACAAAUGGCCUAUAUUAGACUAUAGCUGCCCUGCUGGGCCGUCGUGAGGGGCUGAGGGAUUAACAUUUUUGAGUGUGUACGUUUCAUAAAGGAGGCCGGACGACAGUAAUAAAACAUGGCUUCUCCCUUUCUCUGGUUUGGACCCACUUUCUCAUGUCCUGCUCACUAAACGGUCAGAAACGGCUAUAAACACCACCAGGCCCGGCUGGACUGGACAGAAAGACAGACUUGAUAGGAAAUCUCGCCUCGAAUAAAUCAGUUUUCCCGAGCUAACGACCACAGACGGGAGCGAGUCGUCGUCAGGGCCGUCGUGUAGCCCUGGCUGGUUCCGCCUGUGGACGCACUGGGCUACGGUAACUAGUAACGUUAGCGUGGCCUAGUUUGGUAGUUAGAGCCGCCAUUAGCGACAAAUGAGCUAGAAAGAUGGACAGAAGUGACUAAAAUAAGCAUUUUUUUUCUCCCCCCACAAAUAUCUGGUCGUUGUGACCGUUGGCAGACACCAGUCGCGCGAAGGCAGCAGCGGCGGUGUAAAAUGGAGGAAGUUAGCUACGCCUUUGUUCAGGACGAGGAAACAAAUGGCCGAUUGGGGCUUCGAAAAGACGCCUCGUCUUUCGCGUUUCACGCCCCAAAUGCACAUUAAUGUCGCUUUUGUGUGUGGGGGGGGCGAAUGAAUUAAUGCUGUUUUCUGGCGACGAGGCGACAGUGAGAGAAGGGAAGGAUGAGUGCCGAGGCCCGGCCUAAGCACAGAUCUCCCGCUGGCCUUUCACAAAUCGACAAAAAAGUGGCUCGACGUGUCCAAAUCUGAGAGGAUGGCCGACGGGUUUGUCCGUAAAUGGACGGAGCCAUGACAACAUGAAUCAGUCGUACAAAGUGGCUGCCAGGGAUGGCCCGGGGUGUCUUCCUGACCCGCAGGAUCAGCAGGCCCACGAUAGCCGCAUCGCUACCUGCGGGCUCUUCCACAGCAGUGCGAAGCGGCAGCCGGACCAGUCGUCUUCCGUGCGGUUGCAGAACUCCGUCUACAAACCCUCGCCGCUGUUCUACCCUCAGAGAGAGUCCACGUCCAGCUACAGCCCUCUCCGGAGGCUCCAGGACCUGACCAGCAUGGUCAACAGGCCGGAUUUGAGCCUGCAGGACAAGGACUUCCAUGGGCGCAGCAAAGCACAUGUGGGCUCCGACUUUGGCCUGGGUUUGGUCCGCUCGCCUUUGUCCCACAGCCACGGCGCAGAUGAGGGUCCGUAUCGGAGCGUCCAGGACCUGGACAAAAAUGGCUUCUCCCCUGUGAGCUCCGACAGCCUGGAACACUUCUCACCCAUUCCCAACGGAUUCCUGCAUUUCGAAUCAAGUCUGUUUGACAGCGGGGACAGCAAGGAUGAUCGAGAGGAUGAAGAUGAUGACGAGGAGGAGGAGGAGGAGGACAUGGCGUCGUUCAAAUCCUCAUCAAAGAAAUGCCUGAAAAGGGACUUCAUGAAUGCGAAAAGCUCUUGUGGUUCAGGGCUUGACCUGAGCUCCAACUCCAACAGACACGAACCCUUUAACCCAGUACAUAGAAAUACGCCACGGCCAGAACCCCCAGCCAGCCCCCCUCCGCUGCCCGUCGAGGUCAUGCUGGAGGAUUUUGACAGUAUGGAUGACUACUCGGACAGUGAUUGUGACCUGCCCAGCACUGAAAACUGCGCAUCACUGUUCAGCACCGGUCUGUCUCAAAGGCCAAGCUCACCUAGCGGCACUCUCUCAAAUCCUUCUAACAGCCCAAAGAAGAAGCCUCUCCCGGGAGUGAAGUAUGCAGUAGGUGAUGUCGUAUGGGCGAAGUUUAACCGUAGGCCCUGGUGGCCUUGCCGGGUGUCUAUAGAGCCACUGAGUGAGAGCCACACCAGGAUGAAAGAGCCAAGUCGCAGGCCGUGCCGUCUGUAUUUCGUCAGGACAUUUGGGGACAUUGUGGACCAAGCAUGGGUUUCUGGAAAAGCCACUUAUCCUUUUGAAGGAGGUCAUCAGUUUGAGAAACUCCCUGUGCUCAGACGACGAGGCAGACAGAGAGACAAGGGCUACAAAUACACAGUUCCAAAGCGCUUGAUGCCACAGUGGAAAGCUGGUGUCCAGGAGGCAGAGGCAGCUCUGCCAGAGCCUCUCAGCAGUAAGCUACUACCUGCCUCUGUCAGGGAUGUACGCACCACUGUUACAGAGGAGAAGACGCACACCCCGUUAACCUGCUCUGCUAUACGUCCUAUGCUCUCACCCAGUCCGGUUUUUGCCAAUGGACACGACCUCCAUGUCCCUAGCCCAACCAAAGCCAGCAAAGAGGCAAGCAAAAAGAAAUUGGCAGCUAAGAAGAAAAACAACUCGCUGUUGAAAAGUCCCUUGAAAAUGAAAGAUGGGUUGUUCUCUAGGCUGAUGUCCAGCCCCACGGCAGACAUUCACAAACCACCCGCAAACGAUUUGGAAUCAGAUGCCAGGGAUUGUCCAUACCUGGACAUUGAUUCAGUUCCAAGGAUACUGUGUCCAAAACGCUCGGAGGAGCAACCCGAAGCAGGGUUGGAGAAAGAGCCCAGCCCUGAGCCGAAGGUAGAGCGUGCAAGAAAAAGACAAAAAAAAGUCCAGAAGAUUGCGAAAGGAAAUGCAUCUGCCUUAAAACGCACACCGAGCAACAAGGCUCUGCUUGAGCACAAGGCUUCAAACGGCAAACACUUGGGAAGCACUUCCCCAAGCUUGUCGGAUGGGACGUUUGAGAUGCAUUCUUUCUACUUGCCAGCAAGUUGUGGGCUCAUGUCCAGGGCCCUUGCUGCGUGUGACGACCCUGAUGACAAAGAUGGUCACAAUUCCAGCCAUGAAUCUCCAUCUCCGCCCUCUGCAACUGACCACGAUUCAUUUUCUCCAAUCACAGACGUGCCUGAGAGCACAGAGCAGCAUUGGCAGGUGAAAACGGAGGCUUUAGAGGACCCUACGCACCCAGCCCUUUCUGAUCACCGUGGGGGCUCCCCAAACCCCACCCUCCUGAAGCUGACUAGAGUUCAGUCCAAAAAGAAGCGCACCCAGAACGGAUCUCAUCUGAAGGCUAAAGAGCCCAAGGCUGAACCUUCAGAUUCUCUCAUCAGCUUGGUUAAAACAGAGAAAGAAGCAGCCAUUUCCUGCUCCUCUUCUUCCUCCUGUGCCCCCUCUCCAUCCCCCUCGCCCAUUGAAGCUUCAUUCAGGGAUGCCCAAGAGCUGUCGUUCAAGUCCCUGGUGAAGGAGGAGUGUGUUCCGGACGAGCCCCCGCUGCGCGCUGACUCCAACUACAAGUUCAGCACUUUCCUCAUGCUGCUGAAGGACCUGCACGACAGCCGAGAGAAAGAGGGAAGGCCGUUGACCCUUCCGCCAACCUCGCCUUCCGCGCUCAUCAAGCAGGAGCCCUCACUGAUCCCCACACUGCUCUCUGACUCCUCCACGACUCCAGAUGACGGCGUUCUCGAGAAGGACCAGGUUACUGUCCCGAUUCAGAACGGACCACAUGUGAAGGCUCCUGGCAGCAGCUCAAAGCAGAGCAAAUCCAAAAGUAAGGCUACAGGGAAAAAGGAGGCUCAGAAGCGUGAUGAUGCGAGCAAUGUGCUUUGUCAGGUUUCAAACUCCUGCAAGCCACUUAAGAACCAGAACUCAUCUGAAGCACUUGAAGCAAAAGCGACUGUACCAGAGGAGCUUUUGAACUGCCACUCCGAGCCGGUCCCUGAGGCUGGUGGUAGGUGCACCAUCUCCACUGUGGCCCCAAAGAAGCGCUGGCAGACGUUUGAGGCCGAAGUUGGAGAGAGUGCCAAGCCAAAGAGCAGUGAGGGCAGCGUGCUUGAACAGGACGCAACCAAGCUCCUGUCCAGGCUCAAUGGAGUGUUUGAGGAGACCCUCCAAAGCCCUCAGUCCACUUCUGCAGAGAAGAAAGAGGGCUCUGUAUCAGAGAACAAAAGGCUUCGGAAACCAAGUAAGCGGCUGAUCGAGUGCGGUGAGGGGUAUGAGCAGAUUUUUACUCCAAAGAAGAAAACGAAGAAAACCACCGAGUGCUCUAAAACGGGGGCUUGGAUUAAUAACACUAAUUUUGGCCAGCAGCCUUCAGAACCUCAGACGGCUGACUGCGUAAGCUCAGCUGCAGGUCAGCUGUUAGAGGCUUCAGUAACAGAACCUUCACAGCAUCAACAGCAGCCAACUCCAGAUGAGCCUGAUAACAUCCCUGCUUUACUGCCCUUAUCAACACCUGACAAAGCUCCCGCACAAGAAGCAGAAUUGCCUGACAAGAAAGCUGAACUUAAUCUUAUAGCAUCCUCAGAAAGAAAAAGACCAAGGAAGUCCACCCAUAAAGUAAUGGAGUGUGCCGUCGAGGAGGAACAUACCAGGACCCAGAGGAAGAAGGAGUCUAAGCAACAGGGUAAUUGGACAGAGCAAUCAGAUGUCAAAGAUUUUCAGAAAAAUGAAGUGCCUGGAACCACUCUGUCCAGCCCACCUUCCAUGUCAGGUAUCAAACCUGGACCAGGUGAUGCACAGACACCCUCCUCGAAUCCCCCUGUAACUCCCAGCGUCCUCCGGAGUCGUGAAACUAGACACACCCGCAGUCCAGCUGAGCCCAAAACAGCAGAGCAGAACCAGCCCGAAACGCCGGGGCCUGUAACAGAGGCGACACUGAAUGAGGGGCUUCUCUCCGCCAGGGAUUCUUUCGCUGCUGAUGUAGGUCUGUCUUACGGCAGGAAACUGUCAGAGAAAAGCGGAGCUGCAUCACUGAAAGAGAAUGUUUGUCAGGUAUGUGAAAAGACAGGUGAGCUACUCUUGUGUGAGGGGCAGUGCUGUGGAGCCUUUCAUCUACAGUGUAUCGGCCUCAGCACGAUGCCCAAAGGGCGCUUCAUCUGCCAGGAGUGCGCUACAGGUGUGCACACGUGUUUUGUGUGCAAGAAGCCCGACGAGGACGUCAGGCGGUGUAUGAUUCCGGUGUGCGGGAAGUUUUACCACGCGGAGUGCAUUCUGAAAUACACCCCCACCGUCCCACAGAACCGAGGCUUCCGCUGCGCUCUCCACGUCUGCCUGGCCUGCUACAUCACCAACCCCAACAACCCAUCCAUCUCCAAGGGUCGUCUGACCCGCUGUGUGCGCUGUCCGGUGGCCUACCACGCUAAUGACUACUGCAUGGCUGCUGGCAGUGUCCCGCUGGCCAACAACAGCUUUCUUUGUCCGAACCACUUCACUCCCCGCAAAGGCUGCAAAAACCACGAGCACAUCAACGUCAGCUGGUGCUUUGUCUGCUCUGAAGGGGGCAGUCUGCUGUGCUGCGAGUCCUGCCCUGCUGCUUUCCAUCGCGAGUGUCUGAACAUCGACAUGCCUCAGGGCAGCUGGUACUGCAAUGACUGUCGAGCAGGCAAGAAACCCCAUUAUAAGGACAUCCUGUGGGUGAAAGUAGGCCGCUACAGGUGGUGGCCUGCUGAGGUCAGCCUACCUAAAAACGUUCCUGAGAAUAUCAUCCGCAUGAGGCAUGAGGUGGGCGAGUUCCCUGUGCACUUCUUCGGCUCCAAAGACUACUUGUGGACCUACCAGGCCCGCUGCUUCCCCUACAUGGAGGGCGACGCCAACAACAAGGAGAAAAUGGGGAGGGGCACAGACGCCGUUUACAAGAAAGCUUUAAAUGAAGCAGCUGAGCGGUUCAGAGAGCUGCAGGCUGAGAAGGAGAUGAGGCAGCUUCAGGAGGACCGGAAAAAUGACAAAAAGCCGCCGCCGUACAGGCACAUUAAGGUAAACCGACCAAUAGGGAAGGUGCAGAUUUUGACAGCGGACCUGUCCGAGAUCCCGCGCUGUAACUGCAAGGCCUCGGACGAGAACCCGUGCGGCAUUGAUUCCGAGUGCAUCAACCGAAUGCUGAUGUACGAGUGCAACCCGCAGGUGUGCGCGGCUGGAGAACGCUGUCAGAACCAGUGUUUCACCAAACGCCAGUACAGCCCAGUGGAGAUCUUCCGCACGCUAUCUCGUGGUUGGGGGCUACGCACCAUCUCCGAAAUCAAGAAGGGUGCCUUUGUGAGCGAGUAUGUGGGUGAGGUCAUCGAUGAGGAGGAGUGUCGUGCCAGGAUCAAACACGCACAGGAGAACGACAUCAGCAACUUCUAUAUGCUCACACUAGACAAGGACCGCAUCAUUGAUGCAGGGCCAAAGGGGAACCAGGCGCGCUUCAUGAACCACUGCUGCCAGCCGAACUGCGAGACGCAGAAGUGGACGGUGAACGGGGACACGCGAGUGGGGCUGUUCGCUCUGGAGGAUGUUGGUGCAGGCGUUGAGCUCACCUUCAACUAUAACCUGGAGUGCCUGGGCAACGGCAAGACGGUCUGUAAAUGUGGGGCACCAAACUGCAGCGGCUUCCUCGGAGUGCGACCUAAGAACCAGCCACCGUCGGAAGACAAGGGCCGCAAGCUGAGGAGGAAGGUUACUGGGAAGCGGAAGAGUCAGCUGGAGGUGGUUAAGGAGCGAGAGGACGAGUGUUUUUAUUGCGGCGACGGGGGCCAAAUCAUUUCCUGCAAAAAGCCUGGCUGUCCCAAAGUGUACCACGCAGACUGUCUGAACCUGGCCAGGAGGCCUGCAGGACGCUGGGAGUGCCCGUGGCAUCAGUGUAACGAGUGUGGACGUGAGGCGGCCUCUUUCUGUGAAAUGUGCCCCAGCUCUUACUGCAAGCAGCACCGCGACGGCAUGCUCUUCAUUUCCAAGCUGGACGGCAAGCUGUCCUGCAGCGAGCAUGACCCGUGCGGGCCUGACCCACUGGAGCCAGGCGAGAUCCGCGAGUACGUUCCCGGGACUCCCAUUCUGCAACCCCCGCCCAAUCUAGGAGGCCCUGGACUUUCUGCUGCCAGAUUACCUCAGGCUGUCGUGGCAACAGCCGCUCAUCUUUACAUCCCUGCCCCCAGUAGACCUGGCUACGGCAGCCAGCGAGGGGCAUUCAAGGAUGAAGUUGUGAUGGACCGCACAAUGAUCCCCGCUGCCUCUUCUUGCUGUAAACAGGCGAAAGAAGAUGUAGGGCCGGAAGAAGGAGAGGUGGUAGACGGAGUGAUUGGGGAUGAGGGUGAGGAUGAGGAACUGGAGGUAAUAGGUGAUGAGGAUGAGGAUGAGGAGGAUGAUGAGGAUGAGGAUGAUGAUGAUGAUGAGGAGGAGGAUGAUGGGGACUACGGAGGCUUGGGGUUUGAGGACGAGGAAGACGAAGAGGGUUUUGAAGACUGGGGUGACGAGUGUGUGGACGAAGACUUUGGAGAGGUGGAAAUGGAGCCAGAGGCGUCUUAGGAGGAGGUGAAAUCUCUUCCUUUCUCAAAUCCAUCCAUCAAUCGCAAGCUCUUUCUGACUAGGCAGCCUCCUCAGCCGGCCACAGCCGGCAGGGGGGCGCUAGAGAGCAGCGAGAGAGAAGCAGGAACAGUACUGGAGGCCAUAUUCACAAAGAACCUUGUGAGAGUGCUGUUUCUGGGUCAGUCAUGCUUUUGUAGCGUAUAGUAACAAAAGCAGGGAAAACUGAUCAGCACUGAUACCUGGAGACGCUUAGUGAAUACAGGCCCUGGAGAUUGUCUAGUUAGUUCUCACCUGAAUGCAGAGUGACUCUCUUGAAUCUAACGGACAUGUGCAACAUGCUGAGGUUGAUUAUGGGGAUCAGCUUGCCUUCUCUAUUCAAGUCCUCUUUAACAGCUCCAUAAAGGGGACUGGAAGUGGUGCUGUGGGCCUUUGGCUGAGUUCUUCAGCCAGAAGUCCAGUAGUGGGUGUAAAGUUACUGUCUGGUGCUCUUUUGUGUUGGUUUUUGUUUUGUUUUUCCACCAACUGUUUACAUUUUUCAAAACAUGAACACAGCAGGUGACAUCCAGCGCACUGGGGGGCAGGAACACUUAACGCAGUGUCUUAAGAAAUAAUACUCUUAUGAUCGCUGUGAUGCACUUCCGGACAUGCUUUUGUCCAGCUGGUAGGUCACCCCUUUUAAAAACAGACAAAACAGAUGAUUAUGAACACAGUAAACUGCAGUGGAAGCCCUAAACACUUGUGAUGAGUAGAAGAUGACAUCUUGUCUUUAAGGACAGCAGUAACAGUGUCUCUAGUUGCCCAGUGUUUACAGAAAUGGCCUCAUACCAUCAUCCAAAAACUCGCAAAUGACUGACCAGUCAUCAUGAGUUGCCCAUGCACAUGUCCUCUGUACCUGUUCCAUGUUCAGGAUACAUGCAAGUGCUAAUAGAGUUUAUGGCAUGAUUGGUUUUUGUUCAAAUCAUGUUCUCAUUUCGGGAUUUAGGAUUAGGGUAAAAAUUACGGUAAACCCUACUUUACCGUAGGGUACUGCUCAUAAAGCUACAUGAUGCCUACAUAAACUUGUCAAGACAACUGACAAAACCCUACAUUAAUGUUUAUGAAUGCUUGUUCCAGUCAUUAGGCGUCAUCUGUUGCUAAAUUUGAUCAAAAUUGGCACAAGUAAUCAUUUCAGCGAGUGACGCCAAUUGGAAUAAGCAUUUAUAAACAUCUGUGUAGGGUUAUAUCAAGCUUAUGUAGGUGUCGCAUAGCCUUAUGAACAGUACCUUACAGUAAAGUGUUACCGGGUUCAUUACCACCAGAACUGGCCACACAAUUUUGAUAAAUGAUGAAUGAGCAAAGAAAACGGCAGCUGUUCCAGGCUGCAUUCGUAAAAAUAAUAAUAAAUAUAAAUUGACAUGGUCAGUUAUGUGACGGCUUCAGGAUGACUCUGCGAUACUACAGGGAAACGUUCAGUUCCUGAGAGCUUUGACAUUCCAGGCAUUGAAUAACUUGAUCAUUUGAGAGUGUCCCGUUUCUCUCAUCGCUUGAGUCAUUUCCCAUGAACUCUUUUAAGGUGUGCUUCAGGACUAGUGAAAGCAGCUCAGCUCAGUCCAUUUUACAGCUGAAUCUUCUGUGACGACACUGCCCCCCUACUCAUCGUGUCUUACUUUAGUGUUUCUUCACUUCGCAAAAUAAGUCAACAUUCAUUCAUCCGAUACCCUGCAGUGAAGCCAAUUAAAGCACCCUACUGCUUCCUCCUUUGCAGGAUAUAUUGAAUUAUGUCUGCACAGUAGCAGAACAUAUACAGUCAACCUGCUGCUAGUUUUCAAAUAUCGGCGAUUUGUCCACGUCAUACCGGUAGUUCAGAAGUUGCCUCUAAAAAUGUUCUCGCACUUUUUCAGGUUUUUACAGGAACCGCGAUACAGAAGCUGAGUAGUUCUCACGCUGGGGCUUUUGCUUUGUUUGUCUCCACAUUUAAACAAUCAAGCACCAUCUUAACCUUUUAAUCAGACUCUGUGACUUUGUUCAGUUCGGUUUCUGAUGUUCAAUCCACAAAGUAGUCUGGCAUAGUUAAGAAUAGAGAAGUUACGGUGGCUGCGUCUGGCUAGUUUGCCUGAUCUGGUAGCCUUUGGAUUCGCUUACGAAUCAGCUCUGCCAGUAUAUUUUAUAUGAAAUAUAUUAUGUUUGAUUUAGCUGUUUGGACACAGCCAGUGUGGAGAUCUCUCCCUGGUCCAUGUUCUGGAUACAAGUGAGUGCUAACAGAGCUUAGGGCUUGAUUGUUUUUCCAAAGUCAUGUUCUCAUUUCAGGAUUACUUUACAGAAGUCAAGUAAGACACUUUAGGGUACUGUUCUUAGAGCUACAUGAUGCCUACAUAAGCUUGUUUUGACAGCUGACAGAACCCUACAUAAAUGUUUAUGAAUGCUUAUUCCAAUAAGUGUCGUGUUAUAAAGGCUGCAUUUGCUAACUAUGAUCAAGAUCUGCAGAUGUAACCAUUAUAGCGAGUGACGCCGAACAAGCAUUUAUAAACACUUUAUGUAGGGUUAUAUCAGGCUUAUGUAGGUGUCAUAUAGCUCUAAGAACCAUACCCUUCUCUAAAGUGUUACCAGGUGCAGAUACUGAAGGAAUACAAAGUACUUUAUUACAGAAUCUACUGGCUAACUUUUCAUUCAAGCUUUCCUUUUGAGUAAACGUAGUAAAAAAGCUAACGGCUUUUUGUGACUGACAGCAGGUGGAAGCCGGUUCGCAUGAUCUAAUGCCAGGUGUGAAAUUUAAGAGCAAUUUCACCGUCAUAUUGACUGAAUUGAUGCCUUGGUGGUUCUCACACCUUGAGAUGAUGUGUAUCCGUUUUAGUACCGAACAGACGGUCACGGAUUGAUGUGGUCGUUUUUAUGUUGAAGGUUAAACAGCGAAAUUUCGGCUUUUGCGUAUGUUUAACACCUUUUCAAAGCACUCUGUAGUGCACCUUAAUGUUUUGCACCAACAAGCUAGAAUGAAAAAUCUCCCGCUUAGUGUCGGAAACCCAACGUCUGAAUCUCGUAUCAUUUGUGGGACGUGCACAUCUGAUUUGGAAGCUCUUGUGAUGAGGAGCACCUUCCCCGCAGUAAGGAGACACUGUUUUAAAUGAAGGAGAGGCAUCGCUGUACCUUCUUGAACAAUGUGCUUGAAAGCAUUUUAGCCUUACAAUCAGUCUAUUUUGAUAAGGGCACCCAUAUGAUGCAAUGUGAAACAUCUUCGCACCACAUACGUUUAUUUGUUUCUUUUUUUUUUUUUUUCUUCAUCUUUUGGACUUUGCAGCGACCAUCUUUGUAACUUCUUUUUCUCGUCUUCUGUAUAUCCUUCCACAAACAAAAAAAAUGUUCGUUUUUCUUUAGUCUCUUUAUAUUUAUGGACCUUGUAGAACCUUUUUCCACUCGUGUACUUGUUUUUUACUCUUUCGUUGUGCCUGUGUUUGUGAUGUUAGUUGCUGCGCCCCAGCCUCGUCCGGCCCCCCUCGGCCCCCUGAAGAAAACGAAACACAAAUCAGAUGUUCUGGGGUGAUCUGGGGCGAAACGUUUGCUGCCAUUUUAGAAGACUCAUGAACCUGUACUGUACUCCUUUGUGUAUAUUAAAUAUUAUAAGUAAAAUUUUACAGUAGAAAGAGCUGCUCCUGC